AAACGAAGAAGAUGGAUGAAACUAGUGCGAGGGAGCUCUCCGUUUCGGCGAGGAACGUUCACCAGAGAGUUUUAAAGCUCAGAGAUGCAGCUCUGGGGAGCCGGAAGAGCAUAUCGGUGGACUCUCCGCUAGCUCAUGCCAGCUAUGAGUGCGCAGUGGACUCCCUUCUGGCGCUGUACGGCGAGUGUUCCAGCGAGACGUCGGGGCUGUCCCGUGACAAGCACAUCUCAAGGUUCUUGACCAAAUAUGAAGGGGCUGUGAAGGAUCUGAGCAAACUGCGAUUGACUCCUGACGAUUUCUCUGUGAAGGCAGUCAUUGGACGAGGCCACUUUGGAGAAGUCCAGGUUGUUCACGAGAAGAGCACGGGAGACGUGUACGCGAUGAAGGUCAUGAAAAAGUCCCAUAUUCUGCAGCAAGCUGAUGCAGCAUUCUUCUUGGAGGAGCGUGACAUAAUGGCCUGGACCACCAGUCAGUGGCUCACCGCCCUCCACUACGCCUUUCAAGAUAGUAGUCACCUCUACUUGGUGAUGGACUUCCACCCUGGAGGUGAUCUGCUCUCCGUUAUGGAGAGAAACGAGGGGGGCAUGAGUGAGAGCGAUGCCAGGUUCUACCUGGCAGAGAUAGCCGCAGGGCUCAACGACCUCCACGAGUUGGGAUUUGUCCAUCGAGACAUUAAACCAGAGAAUGUUCUCAUCACGAGGUCAGGUCACAUCAAGUUGGUUGACUUUGGCUCUGCGGCGAGACUCGGCCCCGAGGGAAAAGUCCCCCCGAGGUCCUCACCAGUCUGGACCACUCGGCCGACUACGGGUGUGUGCUGUGACUGGUGGUCCCUGGGAAUCAUCACCUACGAACUUGUCUACGAUGUCACUCCAUUCUCUGGGUCCUCCACCUCCGAGACCUACGGCAACAUCAUGAACUAUCAGAAGAGCCUGUCAUAUCCAGAGGGAGGUAAGGAGGCCAGCGAUGAGCUGCGGGACCUGGUGUCUGGACUCCUCACCAGUCCAGACUCCCGACUGGCCUACUCGGGGCUCCAGACUCACUUUUUCUUCUCAUCCACUGACUGGACCUCUCUGCAACACUCCUUGCCUCCCUACAUCCCUAGUGUGUGUGCACCAGACGACACUGCCAAUUUUGAAGACUUUGAGACCCAGCGAGACUGCGGGGACGACCAUCUGCUGACCCCCCUCAGUCAGCACGGAGGACAGCGCGGCUUCACGGGAAAAUCCCUCCCGUUUAUCGGCUUCACGUUCACCAGCAUGGACUCUGUGAACCUUAACCUCUCAACCUCUGAGGAAAAUCUUCAGGCUAGAGAGGGGAGAGGGAGAGGAGGGGAGGGGGAGAAGGUGUCUGGACCGAGGAGAGAGCUGGACUCUGCUCUGAGGGAAAUGAAGGAGUUGCGAGAGAGAAAGUCGUCACUUGAGAGGGAGUGUGUCAUCUAUCAGAGUCAGCUGGAGGACUUUCAUCGUAAGUUGGAGAUAGAGAAAGUGGAUCGACGUCUAUCAGACAGCCAGGCCCUCCAACUGCUGGAGGAGGUCAGGGAGCAGGGGAAGAUUGCUCAGCAACUCAGAGAAGGAGAGGCAAAUAGUACGUGUGAGGAGCUAAAGGUGGUGAUAGAGCAGCUGGAGCAGGAGAGGGGCGUGGCCUGCAAGAGGGCCCGGAGACUCCAAGACGAGCUGCAGAAAGUCCAGCAGGAGAGAGACGGAGCACUGAAGAAGGUGUCAGAGUACAAGUCGAAACUGGCCGAUGUGAAGCAGAGUGGGAGGAAAGACAUUACAGCUCUUCAGGCCAAGCUAGCCAAGGUGACGAAGGACUCGGUGGCAAAGGUGACGGAGAUGCAGAACAGACUGACUGAGGCCCACUCACGAGUCUCGGAGUCCUCCAAGAGACUCCAGGAGUCGGAGAGUGAGAGGAGGAAACUAGAGUUCAGUCUCCAGCAGGCACAGUAUGUGUGUGUGGUACAGUCAAGUGGAUCUAGUGCAGUCAGCUCUAGCGGUGAGUCUGCCAGAGCUAUGACCAAGAGACUGGAAGAGGCUGAGAAUGCCAGAACUAAAGCAGGGAAGCAGGUCGGAGAUUUUAAACACCAGUUAGAGUUGAAGGGACAAGAGAACUCAAGCUUGCAGACCCAGUGUACACAGCUCAGCCAACAAGUCAAGGAGUUGGAGGACCAGUGGCAAAGUGCCAACUCACGCCAGGAGCAGCUAGAGGCAGCUGAGUGGGACCUCAAGACCAGACUGGAGCAGAUGUCCCGAGAGAAGGAGAAAGCAGUGGCUGUUGGUAAACAGACAGAGAGGGGUAUGAAGGAUCUUGAGAAGGUUGUGAGCAAGUUGCAGUCUGAGAAAGACAGACUGGAAGAUGAGCUAAGAUCCCAGAGAUCCUCCACAGAUGUCAGUGAUGGUAAGGGUACCGAGGAAGGCAAGAAGGAAGAGAUGCAGACUCAGCUGGCUGAGAGAGAGAAAGAAGUCAAGACCUUGCAGGAUAAGCUAGAGGCUGCCCACAAAGAGGUCCAGCAGUUGAAGGAGAGUCUGCGGUCGGUCCAGGUCCAACUGAGUGAGACCAGCAACCUGUACAUAGCCCAGGGAGACAAACUGAGGGAGGUCCGCAGGUCCCGUCUCGAGCUCGACCAGGCAAACACCUCCCUCAAGACCAACCUCUCACGAUCCAAGUCGGAGGUGAGGCGGUGGAGCAAGAAGUUUGAGGACGUGAGUAGAGACAUGGAGGGCCUCAAAGGCCUCAAGAAGACCGUCGCUCAACUUCAGAAGGAAAUUGAGACUCUCAUCAACAGGAAUAAGGAGGCAAAGAGGGAGGUGGAGGUGUCCAGAGCACAGAGAGAAGAGGCAGUAGUGGCCAGAGAGGAGGCAGAGACAGCUCUCAGGAACACCAAGAAAGAGAUAGAGGCUCAGGAACUGAACGUGGCACUGCUGGAAAAGAAGCUAAGUAGUGUGGAGGAGGAGCUGGCAGAGGCCAGAGGAUCCGUGGAGGAAGAGAGAGGGAGGGAGAAGGAGUGGAGGGAGGGGAGAGAUUUCCUGCAGACUGACCUCAAGACCACAGGGAAGAGACUCGAGGAUGCCUACGCCGAGCUUGAGAAGGAGAAGACGCAGAGGGCCUCUCUGGAGCAGAGUGUGGCGGGGGCCCUGUCCAGUCUGGAGAAGACGGCCGCGGCUCACGGAGAGGAGCAGAGGAGGCUGGCGGAGCAGCUGGCCACCCAGAAACAGCUGGCCUCCAAGUACAGCGACCGGGUCUCUGAGCUGGAGAGAGAGACCCGGCUGAGGGGGCUGGAACUGAAGGAGGCCAAGAAGGAGCUGGAGACCGAGCGGAGUCUGGCCUCUAAACUCUAUGAUGACCUUCACUCCCUGGGUCGAGAGCACGGGAAGCUGAAGGCAGCCCACUUCAAGAUGUUGGAAGAGUCCCAGGAGACGGCCAGUAAACUGAGUCAUGAGGCAGUCGUGAGAAAGAGGGCUCUGGACCAGCAGAGAGCCGCUGCAGAGACUCUUCUCAUCCAGGAGACCAAACUACAGGUCACCAUUGCCCAGCAGAGCAAGCUCAUCGACUUUCUCCGGAAAUCACCUCCGCCGUCUCGCGGAGUUCGCUUCAAGUUCAAACUGAGUCGGAAAUCUCGAGACCCGGCCAAAGAACUUGCCGAUUGGAAGAAGAUAAAGGGGCUAGCUGCAAAGCCUACAGAAAAAGAUGGGCCUAGUCGGUCAGCGUCUCUCCAACGGAUGCCCUCCUCCGCUCCAACUCUGCUCUCUGUUCGCUCCCGUCUCUCUGUCCCUACCGUAUCCUCCACUGCUUCUCCUCAGCUCACCACUCCACCAGUCUCAAAGAACGUGGUCCAUCUUCCUCCCACUCAUGACGACACAGCCACUCCAAGCGUCACUGUCUCGGAGCUCUCCUCCGAUUCAGAGGACGUACAUACCACGCCCUCUUCCGUCUCGAGGGGGAUUUCCCCCACGACCCACCAGCACCAACCUGUUCUCAAGAGGUUGUCGGUCGACAUACACAAGCAGACUGCCGUCACUGAAGGCACCUUGCAACCGCAGCCGGUAGACACUCCGCAGAGGAAAGGAAAGAAGAAAAGAGGCCUAGAAGCAUUUUCCAGUUCGUCUACCGGACUUGCCAUGGAACACAAUAUCCCUCACAAGUUUGUGUUAAAGUCGGCUCCUCUCCGCAAGUCCUACGUCUGCUCCUUCUGUAAGAGCUCCAUCAAAGCCAUGCAGAAGUUUGUCAAGUGCACCUACUGUGGGCAGGCCUGCCAUCCAAAGUGCAGUGAUCAACUACCAAACAACUGCGGACUGCCGGCUGAACUGGUUGAUUUUGCACUGCCUUCCUCUGCUAAGAAAUCGCGGCAAGAGGAGGAAGGGGAGGAGGGAAAGAACGUUGAAGAGGGCGAGAGAGUAAAAGAAGAAGUGAGCUACAAACCUAGCUCAAGUCUUGCAAGAAGAAAAGGCGACACCACCAAGAUUGGAAAAGUCUUUGUUCCCAAGGGUGAGCUCAAGUCAGAGUGUUGGUUGGUGCUGACUGAAUCAUCUCUCAGUUGCUACGACCGGCAUCCGACCGGCAUCAACAGACAACCUCUCAGCUCCUUCUGCUGGACCGACCCCCAGAACUUGGUGGUCGUUCUGAGCAGGGUGGACGCCCGGCCGAGUCCCUACAUGUCCCCCUCGCGGAACCAGCACCUGUUUGCAGUGGAGCAGCACUCGGCCGGCGGGACCAAACGAGCUGUUUUUGUCACUGAGACAUGGAAGGAGAAGCAAGAGUGGAUAGGAGCCGUGGAGGCGGCAAUCACGAGAAACAGCGGCGUUCUCGGUGGUGAACCUGCUGUAGGGGGGGUUCCUUCGACCAGGUCCAGUGUGGCAGCGGUUGUGACUCCAACCACCACCACACCACGCGGUCUCGACGGGCAGCAGCCAACAGACCACCCAGACCUGCCUCCACCACUACAUGCACCACUUCCAGUCCCGAUAGCUCUGUUGUAUGAAAAAUGUAUGAAAAAGCUGGUCAAGAAGCCCCAUGAAGGCUUCUCUGCAGGUCUGAUUGACGAAGAUGACAUCUACAAGUGGGAGAUUUUCAUCAUUGGACCCCCGGAGACCUUCUAUGAAGGUGGCUGUUUCAAGGCUCACCUAUACUUCCCCAAGGAGUACCCUCAGAGACCACCCAAGAUGAAAUUCAUGUCGGAAAUGUGGCAUCCUAAUGUGGAGAAGAACGGCGAUGUGUGUAUAUCGAUACUGCACGAGCCGGGAGAGGACAAGUGGGGCUACGAGAAACCAGAGGAGCGGUGGCUGCCCAUUCACACGGUGGAGACCAUUCUCAUCAGUGUCAUCUCCAUGCUGGCCGACCCCAACGAUGAGAGCCCGGCCAACGUUGACGCUGCCAAAGACUGGCGUGAAGACUAUAACGGUUCCUUCAAGAAAAAAGUCUUGAAAUGUGUCCGCAAAAGUCAGGAACCUGACGACUUUUAGCGUUGCAUCUGUUUUUAGUUCCUGUAUUACAAACGUCACUCGCUUCGCUUCCUCAUCCACACACACCAUGUGCAUAUUACACAAGUAACUACUGUAUAGUUUGUUGUUGUCACUUGCAUAUGUUGUCUGUUGCACUGUCCUUUUAAAAUCACGACA
Molecule: messenger RNA, 5612 nt
Organism: Geodia barretti
Lineage: Eukaryota; Metazoa; Porifera; Demospongiae; Tetractinellida; Geodiidae
Source: the annotation of a GenBank genome assembly